ACAACCCAACCCAACCGAUAUAGAAAUACAAUACAAACGCCAAAAUUCCACGCAAAACUCAACCAAUCCAACGCGGUUUUUCCUCAAAAACAUAAACCCGAUAUGCGGGCUCUUCCAAGCCGGCGACCUUGGUGACUCAUCCAUUUCUGACCCAUCUGUUUAAUCUCCUUUUUUUUUUUUUUUUUCCUUUUUCUUUUUUGUUGUUGAGUUUUAGGGAAAAAGAGGGAAAAAAAGAAGGGGAAAGAAAGAAGAAUUUAGAAAGAGAGAAAGAUGGGAUGUUGUGAAAGUAAAGGCGCGGAUUCCAAAGCUAACAGGAUUGCCCGGUGGCGAUCAACUGGCAUUGUUGCUUUACGCGACGCCAAAUUGAAGACAUUUCCUGAUGAAGUUCUUGAUCUGGAUAGAUCUGUUCGAACUCUUGAUUUAACACACAAUAAAUUAGUUGAAAUUCCAAUGGAAAUCAGCAAACUAGUCAACAUGCAUCGUCUGAUCUUAAGCACCAAUCUUAUUGAGCGACUACCAAUUAAUCUGGGGAAGCUUCAGUCUCUGAAAGUUAUGAUACUUGAUGGGAACCAAAUUACUUCUUUGCCUGAUGAAGUGGGCCAGCUGGUAAGACUUGAGCGGUUGUCGAUCUAUGGAAAUAUGUUAACAUCCUUGCCUGAGACUAUUGGCAGCUUGCGUAAUUUGUCCCUUCUUAAUGUGUCUAAUAACAAGUUAAAGUAUCUUCCUGAAUCAGUUGGGAGCUGCUUUUCUUUGGAAGAACUGCAAGCAAAUGAUAAUCUUAUUGAAGAACUUCCCGCAUCUGUUUGCAAUCUCAUUCACCUAAAGUCACUUUGCUUAAACAAUAACAACGUCAGCGAGAUACCUUCUAAUUUAUUGAAAGACUGCAAAACUCUCCAGAAUAUCUCACUGCAUGGCAAUCCUAUUUCUAUGGAUCAGUUUCAGCAAAUGGAUGGAUUCCAAGAAUUUGAAGCAAGGAGGAAGAAGAAGUUUGACAAGCAAAUUGACUCUAAUGUGAUGAUCAGUUCCAAAGGCCUUGAUGAGGGUGUUGAUCUAUAACCCUGUGGCAUUCACAAUUCUGAAUGGAGAAGGUUUUGAUGGGUUGAGACCAACCAGGAAUAGGUGUCAUAUCCUGACGGCCUCAUACCUCAAAUAGCUUGGGUUGCAGUUUGGGAUGGAUGAUGUUGGUAUUUAUGAGUCCUCUUUAACAAGACAAACAAGGUGUAUACUUAGAGAAUUGGGUUGGUUUCUGUGUAAAUGAUAGCUCUUUUUGUAGUUUUAUAUGCUCGAAAUUUGCAGAGUUGUAUAUGAAACAACUGCUUGCUUCUCUUGUUAAAGAAUGAUUCCUUGAAUUGUUUUUCUUUGUGAAUUACAACUUGCAGCAUUUUCAUCUUGGAUUCUUA
Molecule: messenger RNA, 1400 nt
Organism: Theobroma cacao (cacao)
Lineage: Eukaryota; Viridiplantae; Streptophyta; Magnoliopsida; Malvales; Malvaceae
Product: Leucine-rich repeat (LRR) family protein
Cellular component (GO): cytoplasm
Molecular function (GO): protein binding
Source: RefSeq, a predicted model, not a curated record